AAAUAUCCUGAAUGUGACUCUUUAAUUCUACGCCGUGAUGAAGCAGUCUCCUCUAAUUAUUAUCUACUCUUGUUACUAUGAUUAAGCGUAGCCUCCUAUACAUGGAUUAUGCAUAUGGACUAUAGUAUGUACAUAAACAGCCGUAAAAGGCUAGUUUACCGAAAGAGAACAUUCUGACCAAUCUCGCUCUGACAAUGACGAGGGUCAUAAAUCUAUGGCUAUGGUUGGCAGUGAUGCCUUUUCUGACCGAUCUAGUAAAAUCCGGCGUAGAGGUAACUUUCACUUCAACUCCCGAUCCUCCUACUAUUGAUGAGGGAAAUACAGUAGUCUUCAACUGUUCAUCAAAUCAUUCACUUGUCACUAUUAGUUGGUUAUUGAAUAAAACAGUAUCAGCUUCGUCACUUACUUCACGUGGUGUUAUUGUUAAUGGAGUAGGAACACCAGUGUCUUCUCUCAUUAUGCCAGGACUAGUGGAUCCAUUUAAUAACACUGAAGUACAAUGUGUUGCAUUUGGAUAUGGUAUUGGUCACUUUAGCCCAUCUUCAGUGAUACUCAGAGUACAAGGUGUAUUAUCUGAAGUUGGCAACUUAUCCUGUAAACAGACGGAUGAUGACUGUAUUGAGUGUAGCUGGGAAGCACCAUUUACUAUACAGCACUACAUUGUCAAUAUUGAUAUUGCAAAUAUUGAAAAAACUGAAACAUUAAUUUCAAACAGCACUACUGUCAGUUACUGCCCUAAACAAUAUUGUCAACAAUAUGGGCAGUAUAAUAUCAGUGUAGCUGCCGAUAGCAGUGCUGGCCUAAGUGCUGCCACGGUGUCAUUUGAUAUUGUGGAUUUAAGACCAAGUAGUACAUGGGAAAAUGUUCAUAUUUUAAAUAGCUCAACAAGACAAGGUCAAUGGAAUUUCACCUUUACUGCUUCCACCACCUCAUUCUUAGCUGGGGACUAUAACAUCAUAGCACAUUUCAAUGACACUACUAAUGCAAGUGGAAAUGCAAAAGUUAAUCAUCAAGGACAAGUGAGUGGGACUAUAAGGACAGGAAAAAUAGACAAAAGAAAAUGGAAUAUGUUGAUCAGUUUAGAGUAUGGCACUAGUAUAUUAAUAUCUGAACCAGUUGAGAUAAAUACAUUUGGAGUUCAAGAAUCAAAUGUUACAGUUGAAGACUUAAAAAUCUGUGUUGGGGUUGAAUUUAUUGAUGGAAGUGACACCAUGGAAUGUUUAGUAGAAUACAAGUGUAGCAGUGGUCAUAAUCAUGGCACUAUUAGUAUAACUAGAGAAAACCCUUGUGUUUGCACAAAAGAGGUGAACCCCAGCAAUUACACUGUCACACUUUAUGUUGGAUGUUUCAAUGAGCCAGACAAAAUUUUUGCUGUUUGGGAUAUUAUUGUGAUGGAAACAAUUUCAGUUAUAAUAUCACCAUCUUCAUCUUUUGGCUUGCCAUCCUCAACAACCCCUGCAGAUGCUAAUGAGGCGUCUUUUCCUACUGGACUAGUGAUAGCAUUAGUAUCAGUAGUCAUAUUUAUUAUCAUUGUUAUCGGAAUUGUCAUGGCUUUUUUCUCUACAAAAAAGAAUAGAUUUGGAAUAGGAAAAGCUAGCAAAAAGAAACAUGAGCAUAAUGAUAAAGAAGUAAAACUAGUUGACUUUAAUCCUAUAUAGGAAGCGUAUGCUAAUUAUUUUAAUCUCUUUAUAUCAUUACUUUGCUCAAGUUUGCUGUUGCUAUAAUUUUAAAAAUUUAGGCUGAAUCCACUCUUUGCAGUUAUACCAUGGUGUGUGGGAGGUUACCAUGGAAAGGGUUAUGGUAUAUAUCCCCAGUAUAUAUAUAUCCAUGCCUUAACCAACCUGGAAUUUCAUAGUUUACAUAAGAACAAUACUGCAAUACUAGCCGUACUACAGCUAGUAAAUCUGGUAUAUUUCGAGUGAUGGUAAUUUUUGUAUAGCAAUGUGGCAUACUAAAUUUAGAAUUGCUAAUAUUCCCUUUUUCCCUAUUAAUAUAUUAGACUAAAUAGGCAGCAUAUGAAAUUUUCCAACACCUAAAUUUUCCAUUUUGUAUUUUAUAACCAUUGAAAAUCAGUAGCUAGAUUUUUAUGCCUCCCUGUACUGGAGGUGAUUAUGGGUAUACAUGACUCCGGCUCAGUGCCGCACUUAUCUCGCGGGAGUUAGUACCCAUAACCACCUCCAGACAGGGAGGUAUCCUACACUUGUACAACCAGAGUAGUAUACUUGGACACUAAGUAUGCUCAAAGCCCCACCAACAAUAGAAGAAAAAGUGCAUAAUACUGAAAAAUCAAGGGAAUGUUUUAUACUCACUCACUAAGAAUUAUUCUGUAGUGACACAGAACAUCCCUAGAACAUUCCUGCUUAAAUCUUAAUAAUUCGGAAUACAGUUGUUUUAAAUAACAGAGGAUACAAAAGUCCUUAUCAACAUGUAAUGAUACAAAAGAAAUGUAUUCAACAAUCCCAUUGGCUAGUGGGAAGAUGAAUAAAGGUAAGACAUAAUUAAGAUAGUGUUUGCAAUAUUAAAUAUGCAUUUAAAAACUCAUUUUCAUUUUUUUCCUCUUUUUUUAUAGAAUUCUUGUAUGCUGUACUUACAUGUGACCCCUCAUUAUUGGUAGUUAAAAGAGUAUCAUGCAUCAAAGGAGUCAAUGGCAUAUUCCUGUUUUAGGAACAACAAAAAAUCUGGAGACACUGAUAAUGGCAUUAGAAUCAAUUAAUGAACAUGAACUGGCAAACAAAUUAUAAAUAAACAAAG
Amphimedon queenslandica is the source of this 2751-nucleotide messenger RNA. RefSeq lists its product as uncharacterized. Gene Ontology annotation, molecular function: protein binding. NCBI's taxonomy places the organism in Eukaryota, Metazoa, Porifera, Demospongiae, Haplosclerida, Niphatidae. Bases 195 to 1658 code for a protein of 487 amino acids. The record is from RefSeq and is a predicted model, not a curated record. The transcript is spliced from 8 exons.